AUGGCACCAAAAGCAGAGAAAAAGCCCGCCGAGAAGAAGCCGGCAGAGGAGAAGAAAACUGUGGCAGAGAAAGCCCCAGCAGAGAAGAAGCCGAAGGCUGGCAAGAAGCUCCCAAAGGAAGGCGGAGCAGCAGCAGCCGGAGACAAGAAGAAGAAGAGGGUGAAGAAGAGCACAGAGACAUACAAGAUCUACAUCUUCAAGGUCUUGAAGCAAGUUCAUCCGGACAUCGGGAUCUCAAGCAAAGCCAUGGGUAUCAUGAAUUCCUUCAUUAAUGAUAUUUUCGAGAAGCUUGCUCAGGAAUCCUCAAGACUUGCUAGGUAUAACAAGAAGCCUACGAUCACCUCGAGGGAAAUCCAGACUGCUGUUAGGUUAGUCUUGCCUGGAGAGUUGGCUAAGCAUGCUGUUUCUGAAGGAACCAAGGCUGUCACUAAGUUUACUAGUUCUUGA
This is a messenger RNA of Dovyalis caffra, 447 nucleotides long. The record is from the annotation of a GenBank genome assembly. Lineage: Eukaryota; Viridiplantae; Streptophyta; Magnoliopsida; Malpighiales; Salicaceae.